AUGUCGAACUUAUUUUCUCUCGAGGGCGAGACAGCGCUCGUCACUGGCGGCACCCGCGGUAUUGGUGCUGCUGUGGCCAUUGCCCUCGCCGAAGCUGGCGCCGAUAUCCUGCUUGUUCAAAGAAACACAAACGUAACAGACACGCAAAAGACCAUUGAAUCACUAGGCAGAAAGGUGUCGGUAUACACAGCGGACCUGUCUUCGCCAGAGGAUGUGAGAAAGGUGGUGCCCGCAGUAUUAGCCGACGGCCAUAAGAUCCGAAUCUUGAUCAACUGUGCCGGCAUCCAGAUCAGACAUGCUUGUGAGGUGUUCCCCGACGAUGAUUUUAACAAGGUCCUGCAAGUGAAUCUCAACUCUGUUUUCUCGCUCUGCCGUGACGUCGGCGCACAUAUGCUCACCCUGGAGCCCUCGCCCGUGACGGGCCGCCGCGGCAGCAUCAUCAACUUUGCCUCGCUGCUGACCUUUCAGGGCGGGCUCAACGUGCCGGCCUACGCGGCAUCCAAGGGCGCUGUCGGCCAGCUUGCCAAGAGCAUGGCCAACCAGUGGUCCGACAAGGGCAUCACCGUCAACUGCAUCGCCCCCGGCUACAUUGCAACCGACAUGAACGAGGCCCUGCUCAACGAUCCCAAGCGCCUCGCCAGUAUCAGCGAGCGCAUCCCCGCCGGCCGGUGGGGAAGCCCCGACGAUUUCAAGGGCAGUGUCAUUUUCCUGGCAAGCAAAUCUAGCGCCUACGUGACGGGACAUACUCUUGUUGUUGACGGUGGCUGGAUGGGACGGUAG
Messenger RNA from Pestalotiopsis fici W106-1, 780 nucleotides. RefSeq lists its product as uncharacterized. Bases 1 to 780 code for a protein of 259 amino acids. The transcript has 3 exons. Lineage: Eukaryota; Fungi; Ascomycota; Sordariomycetes; Amphisphaeriales; Sporocadaceae. The record is from RefSeq and is a predicted model, not a curated record. Gene Ontology annotation, molecular function: oxidoreductase activity, acting on the CH-OH group of donors, NAD or NADP as acceptor.